Molecule: messenger RNA, 3167 nt
Organism: Spizellomyces punctatus DAOM BR117
Lineage: Eukaryota; Fungi; Chytridiomycota; Chytridiomycetes; Spizellomycetales; Spizellomycetaceae
Exons: 12
Coding region: 191-2998 (935 amino acids)
Biological process (GO): transmembrane transport; lipid transport
Cellular component (GO): intracellular membrane-bounded organelle; membrane
Molecular function (GO): lipid carrier activity; ABC-type transporter activity; ATP hydrolysis activity
Source: RefSeq, a predicted model, not a curated record
CCUUACCUUGUAUUAUCCCCCAUUUUGAACACUACCGGGAGCGGAAAAAAACAUUAGAAAAGUGCCUGUACCCGAGAGCCAAGCGAAGCUUGCUUUGGCUAAGAUUUGAGCGUCCUUUUGGGUGGACCUUUGAGAAGGACAAUCGUCAACGCCUUUCCUGACUGGCACUGAAUAUCGCUCGACGAACGCCAUGAAUCCUCCAGCAGACCUCGCUAGUCCUUCAUUGGAGAGGAAGGGCUACUUUGUGAGGUUUUUUGAUCAACUUGGUAUUAUGCUCAAGAGAAACACUAUUCUUCAGAUUCGCUACACAAAGUCGACUCUUGCGCAAACCAUCAUUGCCCCCUUUGUGUUCAUGCUCCUCUUGUUCAUUCUGCAAAAAGCCGACUAUGCGAAUCAAAGAAGAAGCGACCCGAAUCCACCAGGAGCUCCUCUGCAGGGCAUUUACAAUUGUCAGGGAGCGAAGCCGGAUGAUCCCUGCAUAAACAUUAUGUAUACACCGUCUGAUGCCACUACCGACGGAAUUCUCGCUUUGUUUGCAACAAAGAACGCGCAGAGGACAGGGCAACCAGCUUUUCCGAAAGAAGUUCCUCUGAACAAUCUCGCUACUUUGCCCCCAAGGAAGCUUGGGAUGGUCCCAGUACCAUCGUUCCAAUUCAUUUAUAACUACACACUGUUCAAUCCCAACGUCACUUAUUGGGGUAUCACAUUCACGGAUACACCUGGGCCUCCUCGCAACAUUGCGUACCAGGUUUGGUAUAAUGCAUCGAAUGUUGCCAACGGCACCGACGUUUACGGCCGCGAGGUGGUUUCAUUUAUGCGUGGAGUGGACGAAGCUAUCAUCUCAUUUCUGAAUGGUGGCCAACCCACGAGUAUGGACGUAACACUUAAAGACUGGCCAUUGAUCCCACCAAAGACGCUUUCGGACACCAUCGUGCAGAACCUGGGUCCCGUCUUUUUCUUCUGUUCUGAAAUGGUGAUCUUUAUCAACGUCCUCAACCUGCUCGUUUCUGAAAAAGAAAACAAAUUGCGUCAUGGAAUGGAAAUGAUGGGCCUCAAGUCGUCGGUGUACUGGCUGUCACACUUUCUUUCGAAUUCCCUCCUCAUUGCAGUCGGCGCAUUCGUGACAGCGAUAUUCGGCUUAAUGUUUGGGUUCUUUGCAUUCAAGAACACCAAUUUUGGCGUGAUAUUCUUCACCUUUUUCCUAUUCGGCGAGGGAAUGCUGAUGCUGGCGUUCUUCAUCACUACUUUUGUCCGGAAGGCCCGAGUUGCCAUUCUUAUCGGCAUUUUCGUCUUCAUUAUUGGGCUCUUGUUCGAGAGUUUUGUUUUUAGUAGCAGCUUUGUCGGUUACAUCUGGUGGGAUAAAGGGACGAGCCCGGCUGGAUGGAUUGUUCUUAUGUUCUUUCCUUUUUUCAACUUUGGAAAGGCUUUCCUAGAUAUCACAACGUACACAACUGGUCGUCUCGACUCUUUGACGAAUACCUUUAUCCCUGGACCUGGUUUCUCCUGGUCCACACUCUACGACCCUCUCCCCGUUGAGCUCCGCCCCAUAUAUGCGUCAGGCAAUACUCCUGAUGUACCACCGCCGAUACAGAGUUGGUACUUUCUUCUGAUGAACAUGGCUUUCUAUGGCGUUUUGACAUGGUACUUUGACUGCGUUAUUCCUGAUGAGUUUGGAUGGAGUAUGCCGCCUUGGUUCUUUAUUACCCCAGAGUACUGGGGAUUGGGGCGGGGUCGUAAGCAGCAUGGAGAAGUUGACUGGCUCAGGAGCGAGAAAAGGAGGAGUCCUGGUUCGACUCCUCCAGCAGACGAGGAUCCCGAUGUUGCCGACGAGCGAAACAGGGCGUUGGAUGAGACAUAUCAUGCCGCUGUCCGUAUUGUCAACCUGCGCAAAAUCUACCGAAACGGGUUCAUUCAACGCAAGGAAGAUAAAGUUGCAGUCAAAGAUUUGUGUCUAAACUUUGAGGAGGGAAAACUUUUGGCUUUACUGGGACAGAACGGUGCAGGAAAGUCUACGACGAUGAAUAUUCUCUCCGGUUUGACCCCGGCAACUUCGGGUGAUGCAUUGAUGUAUAAUCUGAGCGUUCGCAGUCAAAUGCCUGAGAUCCGCAACAUCAUGGGAGUCUGCCCACAGCAUGAUAUUCUUUUUGACGACCUGACAGCUGAAGAACAUAUUCGUCUCUACGCUGGCUUAAAGGGAGUUCGUAAAGACACAUGGACUGCCCUUGUGGAAGAACGUCUGAAAGCUGUACGUUUAUGGAAAGUUCGCAACCAAAGAGCCGGCACUUACUCUGGUGGCAUGAAACGACGCUUGAGUCUGGUUAUCUCGACCAUUGGUGACCCAAAAAUCAUCUUCAUGGAUGAACCGACCACUGGAAUGGAUCCUGUGAAUCGAAGACACGUAUGGGAGUUUGUGGAGAAGUUCAAGAAGGGGCGUGUCAUUGUGUUGACGACUCACAGUAUGGAAGAAGCAGAUGUGCUUGGCGACCGGAUCGCAAUUAUGGCACACGGCCGAUUGCGGGCUCUGGGGACAUCCAUCGCCCUCAAAACCAAGUAUGGUACUGGCUACCGUAUCUCCAUUAUUUGCGAUCCAGCAAACGCCGAGAUCGCAAAACAAACAGUUUCCAACAUGGUUCCGAAUGCCAUUCUUGAGGACGACUCUGCCGGAGCUCUCAUGUACCAAUUCCCAACGAGUAGAAAUGGUGGAGAGAUGUUACCGCGCUUUAUUCGGUUCCUCGAAAGUGGCGAGGCGGAGUGGGUCAAGGCGUGGGGAAUCAGCCAGACAACCCUUGAAGAGGUCUUUUUGAAAUUGAUUCGGGACGCCAACCCGAAUGGCUACAGCGGCUACGAGACAAAGCCGUUGGUAGCACAAGCAGAACUAGAUCUUCUCCGGAACCGUUCGCUGAGACGUACGCUCUCUCGACCUACUCGCCGGGCAGCUGCCAACGGAGGUGGACAACACUCUGGCGCCGGCUAUGGUAAUGGGUACGCACCAAGUUAAAUCAAUGUUGUGGUAACUGCUGGGGUUUGGAAGUGGAUUUGUUCAUUUUGUUAGCUUUGUGGAAAUUAGGUUUUGGUGUUGACAUUGCCUUUAUUUUGUGUUUUGUUGCUGGACAGUGGAAUGUAGUCUUUCAAUUCGUUGAAGAAUAAAUGAUAGAGUAUAGGAAGAA